CGAUCAAUGGACUAUUUUUCGUAAAGUGGGCCUAAUAAGGCCUCAAGCUGAAAUGAUACUUGCUGCCACCCGCGCCAUUACUUUUUCCCUCUUUUUUUAUUCUUGAAAAAGAAAUGCUCAGGUGACACUGACAAUCUACAGUCCUUCAAUCAACUUCCGGCCAAAGAUACUAUCUUGGCAGCCGAUCUCCGGCGACUAAAUUAUAUAUUGAAUAUAAAAUUCAUGGAGAUUAUUAUAAAGACAAAAUUUAUUUCCGCACGUUUCCACGUACCUAUGAGGAAUUAUAAUGGCAACAACCUAAGACUUUCCAGGCUUAUUUUAAUCCGAAGUAAGUGUACUGGGCAGUGGGCGAGUCAACUCCUGAAGAAAUCUGAAAAUCAUUGCCUCCUUGGAGAUCUGUACUGGGCAUAUCUUCCGUUUUGAGUACACUUGAAAUGGAUUUCACACAAAAGCGUGAAAGGCCGAUUUUGAGAGUAAUGGGUAUGUUUCUUAAUCGAUCAGAUCAUGAAGAAUUUGUAGUUUAUUGAGAUUUGCUGCUGUUUAGAAGUUCAGUAUCUUAAAGGUUCUAUCUUUAACAAUAUUAGUUACUGGUGUUCACUGUUAUAAUUGAGUUUGGUCUAUGUUUUGGGUUGACAGUUCUGAUAUGGGCUGAUAUGUUGACUAUAUAUCUGCUGUGGAUAAUGCAAACCUAUUUGACAAAUGUUUGGAAAUUGGGAUUUACUCAUGCUGCUGGAAUUAUGAAUGUAGCUAAUGGCCUCCCAAAAGUACUGCCCUUAGUCUUUUACUACUUUGUUGAUGCUGGCCUUGGUAACUUCUGGAUGCUGGUUCUCUCUAGUUUUUCAUACACUUUUGUAAGUUCUGCUAUCCGAAAAACUUUUCCCUCUUUUGUUCUACUAUAUUAUUUGGGAUAAAAAUCGUCUUUCAAUGUUUGAAAUCAUGCGUAGUUGGUCUAAAUUAAUGAAAACCUAAUCAUCUGUAGGAAAAUUCAUAUCCAGAUGUACAGCUGCAACUAAUUCUAAUAAGGAAAGUUGUGAAUGUGUACAGGGUUUGGGGCUGUUGUAUAUGUCUACACCACCAGUCCUGGCGGAUAUCACAAAGACCUGUAAAGACUAUGAGCCUCAGUGCAUUGGUGACACUCAAAAGGCUCUUUUCUACACAGGUUUAGCAUUGAUUGCUGCUGGAAUAAGUGGUCACAUUGUGUCACUGGUUGCGUUCUUUGUUGAUCAGCUAGGACCAAAGCCUGAAAUGAAGCCUGUUGUGCGUAAAGAUGUUUGUAUUGAGGUACCUACGGAAGAGGAAAACCAUCGACUCUUAAUGAAAAAGCUGCAAGAAAGGGGAGGAGGAGCUGACAAGGCUCUUCUGGAUUUUUUGUCUUCACGGCCACCAGCGGUUCCAAUCAUUCAAGAGACAAGUAAGCCAGAGGAGAGUUCCGAAAUCAAUCUGUUGGCUUUCCAAUUUCAGCCAGUCGAAGCAAUAAUGGAGCUUGUAACCAAGAAAAAAGUGAAACAAUUCCAGGCUUGUCUUGUGGUCCUUUUCCCCGUAGUUGUAUUGAUUAUUAUUCCUUACAUUCAACUCUGGUCACUCAAGUUCGGCAUUUCAGCAGUUUGCUCUUUGGUGGCUACACUUGUAUUUUUGCUGGGCUCAGGUAAGUACGAGGAUCAUAGAUCUAAAGGAAGUCCAGUUACAAAUGUAUUUCGAGUCUUGUUGGCCUCUACUUUGAAUAUGUUCAAAACAUGUCCAAGCAGUUCAAAACUUGAGCAGAAAAACAAAAAUGUCGAACAUUUUUCGCAUACUCUUGGACUUGGGCUCUUGGAUAAGGCUGCCAUAGAAGACGGAACUGGGAACAAGAGAUCAUGGCUAGUUUGCACACCUGAAGAAGUGGAAGAUACAAAAAUGGUUAUCCGGAUGAUUCCAAUUUGGAUUACCCUAAUCAUUUGUGGGGUUGUCACUUCAAUUGGAACUACAUUCUUCGUGGAGCAAGCAAACCACAUGAGUUACAAGUUUGGACGAUUCAAUCUACCAAAUUCAAUGCUACUUUUCCUGUAUCAGACUGGGAAAUCACAGUCUAAAAAGAUGUACACUAGCAUUUCUCAGAAGUUGGAACAAAGAAAAGCACAGUAUGCUGCCCCUGCAAUUGGCAUUGCGCUUGCAACAUUCUCUGCAGCCUUAUGCUGCAUACUUGCUGCAAUAGUCGAAACGAGGAGAUUACAAGUGAUUACAGAUCACGGCUUGAUCGAUAAACCUGAUGAGCUAGUCCCAAUGACUGUGUUUUGGAUUGUUCCACAGUAUUUUCUUCUCGCGGUCCUAGAUUCGUUCUAUGAAAGCAGUGUCUCUCCGUUUCUAACUGAGAACUGUCCUCCAUCAAUGCAGAAGUAUCUUGUGUUCUUAAACCCGGGAUUAUCCGGGAUGGGAAUGGUGGGAAGCAUUUCAUCUGUUUAUGUUGCUGGCAGAGCAAGCCGGAGGAACGGAAAACCUUGGUUCCAACACAGCUUGAAUGAGAGCCGGUUGGAUCGAUACUAUUGGACACUUGCAGGUUUGAGCGCUGUAAAUUUGGUUUGGUUUGCUGGAUGGGCAAUGUGGUAUCCUUACAGGAUUGAAACAUCAAAUGCUGCUGAUGAACAGAAUCGAAGUCAGGCGACUAAUCAGGAAGAGGCAGGAAUUGCAGAACAUGCAGAGGAAGCUACAGAUAUAUAUUAGUGUACUAUGUAACUAACUGCAUCACAGAUUACGGAAUGGGAAAUUUGCCCUUUCGGGUUCCGAUUGUUUUCUUUGCAUUAACAUCAGUGAGGGUUGAUAGUACGUAUCUAUAGCUAUAUGGUAGUAGGAUCAGGAAUCUUUCGUGAGCUUUUCACGAAUUUUCGAUAUGAAAUAACAUUUCUUUGCGUUAACAUCUAUGAGUGUUGAUUAGUUUGCUACAUAUGAAUAUUUAGUCCAUAAUGAUCUUGACUUGAUUGUGCGAGAGUGUGAAUUGAUGUGAUCAAUCAAC
Messenger RNA from Oldenlandia corymbosa var. corymbosa, 2986 nucleotides. The record is from the annotation of a GenBank genome assembly. NCBI's taxonomy places the organism in Eukaryota, Viridiplantae, Streptophyta, Magnoliopsida, Gentianales, Rubiaceae.